This is a messenger RNA of Closterium sp. Naga37s-1, 1344 nucleotides long. The record is from the annotation of a GenBank genome assembly. Lineage: Eukaryota; Viridiplantae; Streptophyta; Zygnematophyceae; Desmidiales; Closteriaceae.
AUGGAGCUCCUUCGGCCGAAUCUGUCGCUGGCGUUCCUCGCGGCCGCGCUGCUCGCUUCUGUCACCGGCAUCACCGCGCUCUACGCCCCCUCGUCCGACGUGGCCAUUCUCUCGCCCUCCAACUUCAAAUCCGCGGUGAUCGAGUCAGGCGAAGUCGUGCUGGUCGAGUUCUUCGCGCCGUGGUGCGGCCACUGCAAGAACCUCGCGCCCGCAUGGGAGAAAGCCGCGACGGCGCUCAAGGGAAUCGUGACCGUCGCAGCCGUGGACUGCGAUGCGAACCCGUCGCUCGCGCAGGAGUACGGCGUGCAGGGCUUUCCGACCAUCAAGGUGUUCGCGCCGCACCUCAAGACGCCCGCGGAUUUCCAGGGCCAGCGCGACGCCAAGGCCAUCGUCGACUUUGCGCUCUCGCAGGUGAAAUCGCUGGUCAGCGCGAGGAUGGGCGGGAAGGUGGGCGGCGGCGGCGGGGGCAGUGGCGGCGGGCGGAAGGCGGAGAGCGGGCCGAGCGCGUCGGUGGUGCUGACGGGCGAUAACUUCGACGACCUGGUGGUGAACAGCAAGGAGCUAUGGCUCGUCGAGUUCUUCGCCCCCUGGUGCGGGCACUGCAAGAACCUCGCCCCCGAGUGGAGCGCAGCGGCGCGCGCGCUCAAGGGGAGGGUGAACCUGGGGCAGGUGGACUGCACAGUCGAACAAAACCUCGCGCAGCGCUUCAAGAUCCAGGGCUUCCCCACCAUCCUCGUGUUCGGCGACGACAAGGAGAACCCCAAGCCGUACGAUGGCCCGCGCGUGGCGUCAGGCAUUGAGUCAUAUGCGCUGGAGCUGCUGGAGCAGAAUAUGCCGCCACCCGAAGUGUACGAGAUCACGUCACAGGACGUGUUGGCGGGAUGCACGGACUCCACCAUCUGCUUCGUCACCUUCCUCCCACACAUCCUCGACAGCGCUGCCAGUGGCCGCAACAAGUACCUCGACACCAUUCUCGCCGUCGCUGACAAGUUCAAGAAGAACUUCUACAAGUAUGUGUGGGCGGAGGCUGGGGCACAGCCGGCUCUGGAGAAGGCCCUUGGCGUGGGGGGCUAUGGGUACCCGGCUCUCAUUGCCCUGAACGCCAAGAAGCAGCGGUUCAGCCCGUUCAAGAGCGCCUUCGAGCAGGAGCACCUGAGUGAGUUCGUGCGCCUGGCGGCCCGGGGUGGGCGGGGCAUAGAGCCCGUGGAGAGCAUUCCGGAGGCGGAGAGCAGGGAGCCAUGGGAUGGCAAGGAUGGGCAGGUGGUGGAGGAGGAGGAGUUCAGCCUGGAGGAUCUCAUGGGAGAUGACUCGCCGCCUGCUGCUGCUGCUGAUGACGAGCUCUAA